AUGAGUAAAUUCGGCACCAUGGUCAUGGGCCCGGCCGGUGCAGGCAAGUCUACCUUUUGCGCCGCCCUCAUCACCCAUCUCCAGCUCAACCGCCGGUCCGCCUUUUACGUCAACCUCGACCCCGCCGCCGAGACGUUUGAGCAUACGCCCGACCUCGACAUCAAGGAGCUCAUCUCGCUCCGCGACGCCAUGGAGGAGGUCGGGCUCGGCCCCAACGGCGGCCUCAUCUACUGCUUCGAGUUUCUCAUGGAGAACCUCGACUGGCUGACCGAGGCCCUCGACGCGCUCACCGAGGACUACCUCAUCAUCUUUGACAUGCCCGGCCAGAUUGAGCUCUACACCCACAUCCCCAUCCUGCCGACCCUCAUGAAGUUUCUCUCCCAGCCCGGCGCCCUCGACAUCCGCAUGGCCGCCGUCUACCUCCUCGAGGCGACGUUUGUCGUCGACCGCGCCAAGUUCUUUGCCGGCACCCUCAGCGCCAUGUCCGCCAUGCUCAUGCUCGAGGUCCCCCACAUCAACGUCCUCUCCAAGAUGGACCUCAUCAAGGGCCAGGUCAAGAAGCGCGACCUGAAGAAUUUUUUGACGCCCGACGUUGCGCUGCUCGACGAUGACCCGCUCGAGCGCGGCCGUCUGGCGGGCGAGGGCGCCGACGAGGCGCGCGACGACGAGUCCAGGGCGCCUGAUGACCGCGAGCAAGUCAUGAAGGGCGCGAGCUUCCGUCGGCUGAACCGCGCAGUGGCGGGGCUCAUUGAGAGCUUCAGCAUGGUGAAUUACCUCAAGCUCGACGUCACCGACGAGGACAGCGUCGGUGAUAUUCUCAGCUUCAUCGACGACUGCAUCCAAUUCCACGAGGCGCAGGAUCCCAAGGACCCUAAUGAGGAUGUUGACGCGGACGAGGACGAGCAAGACGAUGAUUAG
Molecule: messenger RNA, 918 nt
Organism: Beauveria bassiana ARSEF 2860
Lineage: Eukaryota; Fungi; Ascomycota; Sordariomycetes; Hypocreales; Cordycipitaceae
Product: transcription factor FET5
Exons: 2
Coding region: 1-918 (305 amino acids)
Molecular function (GO): GTPase activity
Source: RefSeq, a predicted model, not a curated record